AUGAAGCCUAGAAUAAAUCUUGAGUUAUGUCAAGAUGCUUUAGGAAUUCUUAUUUUUGCUCUUUCCUUUGCAUGUAGUUUUAUUGAAAAUCAAACUCCUAGAUACGGAAUUGAUGUUGGCCUAGUACAAGAAACCUCUCCUACAAUUUCUCGGUCUGGCAGCAAUCUUAUAACUUUUACAUAUGAUCAUACUAUUAUUGGAUGGCUACUUGUAUUGUUACAUGGAAGUUCUGUAAUUUUAAUGUAUGAUAAUGUAAAAAAGGAAAGUACAAAAACAGAAAAUUUCAGUACAGCUGACGAAAAAGAAGCUCAUCUAAAUGUGGUGGCCACUAAUGUACCUGAUGAAAUCAGUCAUAAUCUUAAUUUUUCAAGUAUUGAGAAUACAUCCGAUGAAAUCAAUGAUAACAUCAAUCCUUUAUAUACUAUGACCUCAAUUGAUAAUGAUGAAAGAUUGAUUGCACUUGAAGAACGGAAAGCUAAUUUAAAAAAAAUACAGUUGGAAAAUAUUAAAUUGGAACGUGAACUUAAUUCUCCAUCAUAA
Dentiscutata erythropus is the source of this 540-nucleotide messenger RNA. The record is from the annotation of a GenBank genome assembly. NCBI's taxonomy places the organism in Eukaryota, Fungi, Glomeromycota, Glomeromycetes, Diversisporales, Gigasporaceae.